This is a messenger RNA of Sorex araneus (European shrew), 4450 nucleotides long. It is a transcript of the gene GRIK5, whose product is annotated as glutamate ionotropic receptor kainate type subunit 5. The transcript is spliced from 20 exons. Gene Ontology annotation, biological process: monoatomic ion transport; synaptic transmission, glutamatergic; modulation of chemical synaptic transmission. Gene Ontology annotation, cellular component: kainate selective glutamate receptor complex; presynaptic membrane; postsynaptic membrane. NCBI's taxonomy places the organism in Eukaryota, Metazoa, Chordata, Mammalia, Eulipotyphla, Soricidae. The record is from RefSeq and is a predicted model, not a curated record. Gene Ontology annotation, molecular function: kainate selective glutamate receptor activity; transmitter-gated monoatomic ion channel activity involved in regulation of postsynaptic membrane potential. Bases 1003 to 3942 code for a protein of 979 amino acids.
GCUCCAGGACCCAGCGCGGGCGGCGGGCGGCGGGCGGCGGGCGGCGGCCUCGGAGGGAGAAGGAGAGGAGGUGGCGGCCGGCGGGAGGCAGGCCCAGCCGGGGACCGAGCCCGCCGCGGCGCCUCCUCGCAGGGGACCGCGCCGGGGCCGGCGCCGGGCGCCCGCGGGACACCCCACCCUCCUCCUGCUUCCUCUUCCACCUGCUCCUCCUCAUCCUCCCUCCCUCCUCCUCCCGCCGCUCUCCCUUCUCCCCGCCUCUCCACCUCGCCCGCCGGUCCCCUUCCCGGCCUCUCGGGGACUCGCCCAGCGCCCUCCCCGGGCCCCUCCGGGGCGCAGCCUCUCCCGGUGCCCAGCAUGCUUCUCCCGCGGGGGCCGGGGGCUUGAGCGCGCCGGGCCCUCGCCUCCUCCGGGGCAGGGCCAAGGCUCCCGGGGGGAGGGGGGAAGGGGUGGCCCCCUCCCCCCCCGCCAGCCCUCCCCUCCCCCACUUUCCCUGAUGGCCGGCUUCCUUUUCUCUACCCAGUCCUCGCCCCCCGUGGCCCCCCCAGGCCGGCCCGGCUAGGGGAGGGGGCGGGGGCCCAUUCCCGGGCCGGCUUCCCCCUCCCCCGGCUUUGCCUGGGCCCCCUCCCUUCCGUUUUCACCUUCCUCCCUCCUUUCCACCCUCCUUCCCCUCCAUUUGCUCCUUCCCCCUCUCCUUUCUCCCCUUCUCUCCUCCAUUUUCUCCUUUCCCCUUCCUCCCUUUCCCACCCGCCCUCUCCUCUUCCACCUGUCCUUCCUCCCCACUCCUGGGGAGCCCCGGUUUUGGGUUAGUUGGGGGCCACCGCAGGAGGCGGGGGAGGGGGCCUGUCGCCUGCCCUCUCCCCCCGCCCCGUCCACCCACCACCCGGCUCCGAGCGGCUUCCGCUGUGGCUCCUCGGCCUCGAGGGACCCUCCGUCCCACCCACUCCCAGGAUCCGUGGCGAGUGGGGGCCGCGGCAGCUGCGUCCCCAUGAGGAGGGGAGGAAGAUGCCGGCUGAGCUGCUGCUGCUGCUGAUAGUUGCCUUCGCCAGCCCCAGCCGCCAGGUGCUGUCAUCACUGCGCAUGGCUGCCAUCCUGGACGACCAGACCGUGUGUGGCCGUGGGGAGCGUCUGGCCCUGGCCCUGGCCCGGGAGCAGAUCAACGGGAUCAUCGAGGUCCCCGCCAAGGCCCGGGUGGAAGUGGACAUCUUUGAGCUGCAGCGGGACAGCCAGUACGAGACCACGGACACGAUGUGUCAGAUCUUGCCCAAGGGGGUCGUGUCGGUGCUGGGGCCCUCUUCCAGCCCCGCGUCUGCGUCCACCGUGAGCCAUAUCUGUGGGGAGAAGGAGAUCCCCCACAUCAAGGUGGGUCCUGAAGAGACACCCCGCCUUCAGUACCUGCGCUUCGCCUCUGUCAGCCUGUACCCCAGCAAUGAGGACGUCAGCCUGGCCGUCUCACGCAUCCUCAAGUCCUUCAACUACCCCUCGGCCAGCCUCAUCUGCGCCAAGGCCGAGUGCCUGCUUCGAUUGGAGGAGCUGGUGCGCGGCUUCCUCAUCUCCAAGGAGACCCUGUCGGUGAGGAUGCUGGAUGACAGCCGGGAUCCCACACCGCUGCUGAAGGAGAUCCGCGACGACAAGGUGUCCACCAUUAUCAUCGACGCCAAUGCGUCCAUCUCACACCUCAUCCUGCGGAAGGCCUCCGAGUUGGGAAUGACCUCAGCGUUUUACAAGUACAUCCUCACCACCAUGGACUUCCCCAUCCUGCACCUGGACGGGAUCGUGGAGGACUCCUCCAACAUCCUGGGCUUCUCCAUGUUCAACACCUCGCACCCCUUCUACCCAGAGUUCGUGCGCAGUCUCAACAUGUCCUGGAGGGAGAACUGCGAGGCCAGCACCUACCCAGGCCCCGCGCUGUCGGCUGCCCUGAUGUUUGAUGCGGUGCACGUGGUGGUGAGCGCCGUCCGGGAGCUGAACCGCAGUCAGGAGAUCGGUGUGAAACCGCUGGCCUGUACCUCGGCCAACAUUUGGCCCCAUGGGACCAGCCUCAUGAACUACCUGCGCAUGGUAGAGUAUGAUGGGCUGACCGGGCGGGUCGAGUUCAACAGCAAAGGGCAGAGGACCAACUACACCCUGCGCAUCCUAGAGAAGUCCCGCCAGGGCCACCGUGAGAUUGGGGUGUGGUAUUCGAACCGGACCCUGGCCAUGAACGCCACCACCCUGGACAUCAACCUCUCACAGACGCUGGCCAACAAGACGCUGGUAGUCACCACCAUCCUGGAGAAUCCGUACGUCAUGCGCCGGCCCAACUUCCAGGCCCUGUCGGGGAACGAGCGCUUCGAGGGCUUCUGCGUGGACAUGCUGCGGGAGCUGGCCGAGCUGCUGCGCUUCCGCUACCGCCUGCGGCUGGUGGAGGACGGGCUGUACGGGGCACCCGAGCCCAACGGCUCCUGGACGGGCAUGGUCGGCGAGCUCAUCAACCGGAAGGCGGACCUGGCGGUGGCCGCGUUCACCAUCACGGCCGAGCGGGAGAAGGUCAUCGACUUCUCCAAACCCUUCAUGACCCUGGGGAUCAGCAUCCUGUACCGCGUGCACAUGGGCCGUAAGCCGGGUUACUUCUCCUUCCUGGACCCCUUCUCCCCCGCCGUGUGGCUCUUCAUGCUUCUGGCCUACCUGGCCGUCAGCUGCGUCCUCUUCUUGGCUGCCAGGCUGAGCCCCUACGAGUGGUACAACCCCCACCCGUGCCUGCGGGCGCGCCCCCACAUCCUGGAGAACCAGUACACGCUGGGCAACAGCCUCUGGUUCCCCGUGGGCGGCUUCAUGCAGCAGGGCUCGGAGAUCAUGCCCCGGGCACUGUCCACGCGCUGCGUCAGCGGAGUCUGGUGGGCCUUCACCCUGAUCAUCAUCUCCUCCUACACGGCCAACCUGGCCGCCUUCCUCACCGUGCAGCGCAUGGAGGUGCCCGUGGAGUCGGCCGAUGACCUGGCGGACCAGACCAACAUUGAGUACGGCACCAUCCACGCCGGCUCCACCAUGACCUUCUUCCAGAACUCUCGGUACCAGACCUACCAGCGCAUGUGGAACUACAUGCAGUCGAAGCAACCCAGUGUGUUCGUCAAGAGCACGGAGGAGGGCAUCGCCCGCGUCCUCAACUCCCGCUACGCCUUCCUGCUCGAGUCCACCAUGAACGAGUACCACCGGCGCCUCAACUGCAACCUCACCCAGAUCGGGGGCCUCCUCGACACCAAGGGCUACGGCAUCGGCAUGCCACUGGGCUCCCCGUUCCGGGACGAGAUCACCCUGGCCAUCCUGCAGCUGCAGGAGAAUAACCGGCUGGAGAUCCUGAAGCGCAAGUGGUGGGAAGGGGGCCGGUGCCCCAAGGAGGAGGAUCAUCGAGCGAAAGGUCUGGGCAUGGAAAACAUCGGGGGCAUCUUCGUCGUGCUCAUCUGCGGCCUCAUCAUCGCCGUCUUCGUGGCCGUCAUGGAGUUCAUCUGGUCCACACGGAGGUCGGCCGAGUCGGAGGAGGUGUCGGUGUGCCAGGAGAUGCUGCAGGAGCUGCGGCACGCCGUGUCCUGCCGCAAGACGUCGCGCUCCCGCCGGCGCCGGCGCCCGGGCCCGAGCCGGGCGCUGCUGUCGCUGCGCGCCGUCCGCGAAAUGCGCCUGAGCAACGGCAAACUGUACUCGGCGGGCGCGGGCGGUGACGCGGGCGGCGCGCACGGGGGCCCCCAGCGCCUCCUGGACGACCCGGGGCCGCCCGGCGGGGCCCGGCCGCUCGUGCCCACGCCCUGCACGCACGUGCGCGUGUGCCAGGAGUGCAGGCGCAUCCAGGCGCUGCGGGCCUCGGGGGGCGGCUCGGCCCCGCGCGGCCUCGGCGCCCCCAGCGAGGCCACCAGCCCGCCCCGGCCGCGGCCCGUCCCCGCCGGGCCCCGCGAGCUGGCCGAGCACGAGUGACCCCGGGCGGCGCCCCGGACGGACCGCAGGACUGGGGAGCCCCGCGCGCCGGCCGCCCGCGGGGGGAUCGGCGGCUCCCGGUCCAAGUCCAAGCCCGGCCGCGCCCCCUAGUGGACUCGACGGAGGGUGCCGCGGACGCCCGCACUGCGCCCCCCACCACUGCGGACCCGAGGAGCCGAGGACUCGGGGGCGCCCUGACCGGAAGCGGAAAGCGGGUCGGCGCGGAGAGCUCCUUCCCGGGAAUGGCCAGCAACCCCCGCUCCGGACUUGACGCAGCCCUCCCCACUUCUGGAGGAGGGGAGGGCCUACGGGCAGAUGCGUGUCCCCUGACGCCGCCUCUCGACUCUUCUUUCUCUCUUUUUUUUGGGGAGAGACCUCGGAAUUUCUAUGAGACCCCUCCAGGGAGGGGGUCAGUUGGGCCCCCAUCCCUCCCCCUCUGCCACACCUCCAGUCCCUGUUGGAAUAAAAAAAAAAAAAAAGAACAAAACCCCAAAGCGGUGGGGGGAUA